Paramecium sonneborni is the source of this 853-nucleotide messenger RNA. The record is from the annotation of a GenBank genome assembly. Lineage: Eukaryota; Ciliophora; Oligohymenophorea; Peniculida; Parameciidae.
AAUGAAUGCGAUCAUAUAAGGUCCUCGUUAUGAUGAAAAAGGUGAUAUCAUAAAGAGAUCUAUUGUUGGAACUGUUGAUUAAUUGAAAAGAGAAGGCAAAGUCUCAUUGGAUAAUAGAAUAACAGAUGAAGAUUCUUCUAUGUUAAGAUCUUUUGUUAUUAAUCAUCAAUGCAACAAGAAACAAAUCGUAAACAAUAAUAAAAGAGAACUUACUCAAUUAAACAAGAUUUCAAAAGAGGAUAUAAGAUUACAUAUUGAUCAAGUUUAAAACAAUAUUAAACUUUCUGAAAUCUCACUCAGAUCUAAAGAAGACUCUUUGCCUAUUAUUGAGAGAAACUUAAUUACUAGAUAGAGAAGAAACUUAGAAUCAUCUCAAAAAUAAUAAGAUUAAUGCAAUCAAUUAUAAUUACAAUUAGCUAAUAGAUGUCAAAGAUUUCAUAAUAAUACUCUUAUCAGUCAAAGUUAAGGUUAUCGAGAAAAAAAAUAAUUGUUAGAUACUCUCAAUACUUUAGAAAAAGAAUCUAAUGUUAAAGAAUGGUAUCAAAAAUUGAGAAAUCAUCAUUUAACAAAUCAACCUACUAUCGAAAUUAUUAAAAAUCCAACUAAUGUUACAAUAGUUAGUGAUAAAUUCAAAAAUAUGAUCAAUCAAAGAUUAAAUUAAAAAUAUUAUAAUGCUGAUUAUCUUAUUGCCAAUGGAAAUAGUAAAUUAAAACUAGAAUCCAAAGAAGCUAGAGAUCUUAUGAUUCUACCUUAAGAACUUUCAUAACUACAAUAGCAAGAUUUUAAUUACUCCAAUUAUAAUAAAAAAGAUAUCAGUCAUCGAUCAUCCUAUAGAAUUGUUUAAUUAUAGUGA